Molecule: messenger RNA, 10432 nt
Organism: Phodopus roborovskii (desert hamster)
Lineage: Eukaryota; Metazoa; Chordata; Mammalia; Rodentia; Cricetidae
Gene: Ankrd12
Product: ankyrin repeat domain 12
Exons: 12
Coding region: 51-6122 (2023 amino acids)
Cellular component (GO): nucleoplasm
Molecular function (GO): protein binding
Source: RefSeq, a predicted model, not a curated record
UCCAGGAUGAGAAGACUGAUAGAAGAAGCAGCUAGCUGAACAGCUGUAAAAUGCCCAAAUCUGGGUUCCCAAAACCAGUUCAGAGUGAAAAUUCUGACAGCGACAGCAAUAUGGUAGAGAGACCAUAUGGAAGAAAGAGUAAAGACAAGAUUGCAUCUUACAGCAAAACUUCAAAAAUUGACCGAAGUGAUAUGGGCAAGGAGAUGAAAGAGAAAUCAUCCAUGAAACGUAAACUGCCUUUUACCAUCAGCCCGUCAAGACAUGAAGAGCGAGAUUCAGACACAGAUUCAGACCCAGGACAUACAAGUGAAAAUUGGGGGGAGAGACUUAUCUCUUCUUACAGGACAUACUCAGAGAAAGAAGGUCCAGAAAAGAAGAAAACAAAAAAAGAAGCUGGAAGUAAGAAAUCCACCCCAGUUAGCAUCCUCUUUGGUUAUCCGCUCUCUGAACGAAAGCAGAUGGCACUUGUAAUGCAGAUGACAGCAAGGGACAACAGUCCAGAUUCCACACCAAGUCAUCCCUCACAAGCAACACCAACCCAGAAGAAGACACCCAGUUCUUCGUCUCGACAAAAAGAUAAAAUUAAUAAAAGAAAUGAACGUGGUGAAACUCCUUUGCACAUGGCUGCUAUUCGAGGAGAUGUGAAACAAGUCAAAGAGUUAAUAAGUUUAGGGGCAAAUGUGAACGUCAAAGACUUUGCAGGUUGGACGCCUUUACAUGAAGCAUGCAAUGUUGGAUAUUAUGAUGUUGCUAAAAUACUUAUAGCAGCAGGAGCAGAUGUGAAUACUCAAGGGUUAGAUGAUGACACCCCCCUGCACGAUUCCGCCAGCAGCGGCCAUAGAGCUAUAGUGAAGCUAUUGCUUCGUCACGGUGGGAACCCAUUUCAAGCUAACAAGCACGGAGAGCGUCCAGUGGAUGUAGCAGAGACAGAAGAGUUGGAGUUGCUGCUAAAAAGAGAGGUGCCUCUGUCUGGCGAUGAUGACAGUUAUACAGAUUCAGAAGAGGCUCAUUCUGUAAAUCCUUCUAGUGUUGAUGAGAAUAUUGACUCAGAACCAGAGAAAGAUCCUUUCAUCUGUGAAAGUAAAGUUCUCCCAAGUAAAGCCCCUCUCCCAUCUGCUCUGGAUGAGUACGAAUUCAAAGAUGAUGACGAAGAAGAGAUAAGUCAGAUGAUUGACGACAGGCAUAUUCUUAGGAAAGAACAACGAAAAGACAGUGAUCCGGAAGCAGAAAAGAGCGGUUUAUUUGCAAAGCAGGAGAAAGCCUUCUAUUCUAAAUCAUUUAAAGCUAAGAAGCAGAAGCCUUCGAGGGUUCUGUACUCCAGCACUGACAGUUCUGAUGAAGACCUUCUUCAGGGCAGCAAAAGGACUUCUACUGCAUGUUCUGUCCCCGAAACAUCAAAUUCCGAUACACAAGCCAGAAGAGAAUACGAGUAUAAACAGAAAGGCAAAGUGAAAAGGAAAUUAAAAAACCAGAAUAAAAACAAAGAGAACCAGGAGCUGAAACAAGAGAAAGAGGGGAAAGAAAACACCAGAAUAACAAACGUGACAGUUAAUACUGCACUGGAUUGUUCCGAGAAAGCCAGAGAGGAGGGCAGUUUUAGGAAAUCUUUUAGCCCAAAAGAUGAUACCUCAUUACACUUAUUCCAUAUUUCCACUGGCAAAUCUCCCAAACAUUGCUGUGGAUUAAGUGAGAAACAGUCCACACCACUGAAGCAAGAACAUGCGAAAGCAUGUAUAUCUCCAGGAAGCUCUGAGAUGUCCCUACAACCCGAUCUUGCUCGGUACGAUAGUACAGAACCUGAAUUCUUGCCAGAAAGUUCCAGUGUAAAGUCCUAUAAGCAUAGGGAAAAAAACAAACAUCAGAAAGAUUUCCACCUAGAAUUUGGUGAGAAAUCAAAUGCCAAAAUAAAAGAUGAGGAUCACAAUCCGACAUUUGAAAACUCCGAAUGCACGCUGAAAAAGAUGGAUAAGGAGGGCAAGACCCUGAAAAAACACAAACUGAAACAUAAAGAGAGGGAGAAAGAAAAGCCCAGAAAAGAGGCUGACGGGGACAAGGAAAAGCACAAGAAUAAGGGUGAUGCGGGAGGGCUGCAGAGGAGCAUCGAGUUUGACAGGGAGUUUUGGAAAGAGAAUUUUUUUAAAAGCGAUGAAACUGAAGAUCUCUUUUUAAAUAUGGAACACGAGUCCCUAACAGAAAAAAAAUCAAAACUGGACAAAAGCAUGAAAGAGGACAAAUCAACUAAGGAAAAGCACGUCUCAAAAGAGAGGGGCUCUAAGGAAGAACGGGAGAAGAGUAGAAAGGAGACUGAGAGGCCCCUCAGGGAAGAGAGGCUGAGAGAGGGGAGGGACAGUGUGUCCACAGACAAGGAAGCAGAGUGUCGCUCCUCGGGCCUCAGCGGCAGCCAGGAGUCUGCCGGGCCACCCUCAGCGGAAAAGGAAAUGGAUAUUGAAAAACAAGAAAAGCACACAAAAGAAAGGGGGAAACCUGAGAGGAGGUUUCAAACUAAGGAGAAAGAGGUUGACAAGGCCGAAAGAAAAUUUUCAGAAAAAGAAAAGAAGAUGAGGCAUGAGCAUAAGUCAGAGAAAGAGAAAUGGGACUCGAGUGACUGUGUCGACAGGGCAAAAGGAAAGGACAGGCUGUGUCAGAAAGAGGCGGAGAAGAUGAAAAACGCAACUAAGAAAAGUGAUGACAGAGAGAGGAGCAGAGAGAGAAUGGAUAGAAAACAUGACAGAGAAAGGCCCGAAAGAGAGAGAUGUUUAGCAGAAAGCAAAGAAAAGCACUUGGAGAAAAAAAAGUCUGAUAAUAGUGAGUAUACUAAAUCAGAAAAGGCCAGAAAUAAAGACAGGGAAGGAGAAAAGAAGGAAAAAUUCAGAGAUAAAGAAAGUAUAAAUAUAACCAACUCCAGACAUUUACAAGAAGAGAAAAGGUCAAGUAUAGGAGACAGUAGCAAUAAAAUCCAGCACGAGAAAACUAUUUCCCUUAAAGAAAAAGCAAGGGAUGAACCUUUGAAAACUCCAGAUGGCAAAGAGAAAGAUAAAAAGGAUAUAGACAGAUACAAAGAACGAGACAAACGUAAAGAUAAAAUCCAACUGAACACUCUAAUCAGACUAAAAUCUGAGACAGAUAAGCUGAAACCUAAAUCAUCACCAGCAUCAAAAGACACUCGCCCUAAAGAGAAACGCUUAGUCAAUGACGACUUAAUGCAGACAAGCUUUGAACGGAUGCUCAGCCUUAAGGACCUAGAAAUAGAACAGUGGCACAAAAAACAUAAGGAAAAAAUUAAACAAAAAGAAAAGGAACGAUUAAGAAACCGUACUUGUUUAGAGCUGAAAGUAAAAGAUAAAGAGAAAACAAAGCAUCCACCCUCUGAAUCCAAAAAUAAAGAAUUUACCAGGUCAAGAAGUUCAGAAUUGACUGAUGUUUAUAACAAGGAGAAACAACCUAAAGAUGUUGGAAGCAAUAGAUCACAGUCUGUUGACACCAAGAAUGUCCUGAGUUUCGGGAAGUCAUCCUUUGUUCCAGAGAACAGCUCGAACCGCUCUCCUAGGCCGGAAAGUGAGAGGCUGGGCCUGAGCUCCAGGUCUGUGUCCAUGAUCUCUGUUGCUAGUUCGGAAGACUCUUGCCACACAGUCACAACCCCCCGGCCUCUUGUUGAAUACGACUCUGACUUUAUGCUGGAGGGCUCAGAGUCUCAGUUGUCAUUUUCCCAGUCACCUUUUCUGCCAAAUGCCAAAUCUCCAGCCCUGUAUGAGAGGGAGCUGGAGAGCCUUGCUGACCUGCCGGAGCGACUUAAACCACCAGGCACAAGCAGAGUUCCCGUGUGCCAUCUCAGGUCGUCUUCUGUGGAAGAUGCUAAACUAAUUCCUAAUGAGGUGCGGCCUGCUGUAGAAAUCAGGAGAUGUAGCAUGCCCUCAGUCAUUUGUGAACCCACAAAACAUUUCCAGAUACCAGAAGAAAGUACCCAAGGCAGCUUAGCUGUACCCCGAGAAACCUGUCCUUCUCCCAGACCUGAAGUGUCCGACUUCCACUCCAACUUGACAGGCUCUCCAGCUAGGUCUGUAAACAGCAGGUACAUCUCAUCUGAUACAAAUGUAAGCAAGAGUGACAGCCUUGCAGGCACUUCAAUGGACAGUCCGAUGCACUUGGAACCUUCUAAUCAGGUUGGAGUGAUCCAGAACAAAUCAUGGGAGACGCCUGUUGAUAAACUGGAGUCUUUAAACACCAAUGACUUUAUCUGCCCAGAUCCUAAUGCAUCUGAUCAAGAUUCCUCUGCUCAGAGUUUCUGUAAUUCAGAAAACAAAAUGUUAAGAGAACAAAGUACUGACUGCUUAUCCUCACAGCAGACGGAAAUGCCAGGAAACUCGUGUGCUCAGGAUCCAGCAUCUUUGCUGUCCUCACCGCAGCCCUGCUCUUUUUCCAACCAGGCACAUUCAGAUGCUGAGUCUGCCUCUAAAUCUGUGUCUUCGUCAUAUGGUGCCAAUCAAGAGCCAGGUAUUUUGCCCCAGAGAAAUGCAGCUCAUGUGAUUAGUUCUGUUUUAGAUAGCGAUAAUAACUUUACAAAGGGUAUGGAAAGUACGUUUGUCUUAGCGGAUAUUCAGAAGGCGAAUUCUUUUGUACCAGUUUACUCUGAAAGCACUAUUCAAGACCCACUCCCAAGCUUUGAGAAGGCGAGCGCUUUGCUUGUGUUGCCGUCAGGAAAAGACUUCAGUGGAAGCGAUGCUGCUUCUCAGGUCAAUACACAGUAUGCCUUUAGCAAACUCACUUACAAGUCUUCCAGUAGCCAUGAGGUCGACAAGAGCGUAGAUGAUACUCAAGUUAUCUCACAUGGGAAAGAAAACAAACUGCAGGGUUUGGUCUUGACUCAGCUGAGUAAAUGUGACUCUGAUUUGUACGGAAUGGAUGCAGGGAUGCCCAAAGGAAGCCUAAGUGAGCAGGACCCUGCAAAGCAAGGUCCUGGGAGUGAAAAGUACUUGCUUCCCGUUGAAGACGAGGAGUCAGAGCGGAGCCCUUCGUCAAGUGUGGAGAGCCACUCACAGCUGCCAGCCCAGCCAGAGAUGCAUAGAUACGACCAGCUCACUAAAGGAGAGUUAGAAGAAAGUGCUGAGGAUGAUAAAACUGAAAACCAGAUCCCCCAAAGACUGACUAGAAACAAAGCGAGCCCAGUGGUCAAUCAGAGCAAGCAGAUUCUUCCUGGCUGUACACUCUUGCCAGAAAAAGACAGUGACUGCUCCCCCAGGGGAAGGAUAAGGCUCACCGAAGAAGACGACCCUCAGAUUCACCAUCCCCGGAAGAGGAAAGUGUGUCGGGUCCCUCAGCCUGUGCAAGUGAGCCCCUCUUUACUGCAGGCAAAGGAGAGGACUCAGCAGUCCCUUGCAGCUGUCGUAGAUUCUCUGAAACUAGAUGAGAUCGAGCCGUACAGCUCUGAGAGAGCAAAUCCAUAUUUUGAAUAUUUACACAUCAGGAAGAAAAUUGAAGAAAAGCGCAAGUUACUAUGUAGCGUUAUUCCUCAAGCUCCUCAGUAUUAUGAUGAAUAUGUAACAUUUAAUGGAUCAUACCUCCUGGAUGGAAACCCCUUAAGCAAGAUUUGUAUCCCUACAAUUACGCCACCACCUUCGCUGUCAGAUCCACUUAAAGAGCUCUUUCGGCAACAGGAAGUAGUAAGAAUGAAACUACGUUUGCAACAUAGUAUCGAAAGGGAAAAACUUAUUGUAUCCAAUGAACAAGAAGUUCUGCGGGUUCAUUACAGAGCUGCGAGAACACUGGCGAAUCAAACGCUGCCGUUCAGUGCUUGCACCGUCUUACUGGACGCGGAAGUGUACAAUGUGCCCUUGGACUCCCAGUCUGAUGACAGUAAAACUUCUGUGAGAGAUCGAUUUAAUGCAAGACAAUUCAUGUCCUGGUUACAAGACGUGGAUGAUAAGUUUGACAAACUAAAGACCUGUCUUUUAAUGAGACAGCAACACGAAGCUGCAGCCCUGAAUGCCGUCCAGAGACUAGAAUGGCAGCUCAAACUCCAGGAACUCGACCCUGCCACCUACAAGUCUAUCAGUAUUUAUGAGAUCCAGGAGUUUUAUGUUCCCCUUGUUGAUGUUAAUGAUGAUUUUGAAUUGACUCCUAUAUAGCAGUUGGUAUUUAUGUUGGUGUCAUCUUAAACUAAGGAUACAAGCGUUAAACUGUGGAAUACUGCCUUUUAAGAAAAACCCUGUUGACCCGCCUUUACAGUUGUUAGUGAAGUUAACUAAAGUUGGUUGUGUAGUGAACACUGUCAUUUUAUAAAAAUAAAGAAAAAUAUUUUGGAUCUUAGGUCCAAGUACAGUUUCUAACAGAAAGCUAUUAUUUAUAUUGAUCAAAGGUAGUUGUUACAUUAGAAUGUGUUGGCAAACUGAGUAGAACUUUAAACACUGAGAAAAUCUGCUAACAGCGCUGGGAGUUGUUAGCACUCCAAGUAACAAGAUAACCAACCACAAGUACGCAGAUCUCUUGUGGGUUUUAUUAAAAGUAUGUGAAGUAAACUCAAAGAUUCAGUUCCUACCAAAUAGUUUCUAAUGUGGAAGAAAACCUUGGCACAAAAUUCUUCAGUUCAUUUUACCUGUAAAUUAAUUGUACAGUUUUCUUUUUUGAAAGUUUUAAUAUUGUCUUCCUUUUUAAUAACUUAUUUUAUACAUACUGUACAUCUUGUAAUUAAUGGUCAUUGUAUACAAGGGAGCCGCCCUCAAACGUGUCCCGAGGAGACUGAGACUGUUGGUUCUGCUGGACCAAAGUGGUUGUUUUGGAGUGUGCUGCUGCUAGCAGUGUGCUCAGAUAGUGAGGCUUUAAGUAGGGCAUGCAUGUGUUUGAGUUAGCUUGCGUCCAUCCCAUAACUGUCAAAAUGGUGGCUUAGUUGUGUUGCAUGCUUUGUAUAAUUUAACUCUUUCUGUAACUGACGCCUGAGACAGUGUGAGACUUCUCAUCCCAGUUUCCCGCAAGAGAACCAGGGACUUCCUCUGUGGGACACACUGAUAGAAUCGGUCAUCAGAGAACUAACUGCUAGAUCUCUUCAUCUCGCUUGAGAAGAUGCUUCCCCCAGAUCAACAGCCAAUGCCUUUGGAUGGAAAUUGUGAAAUUGUAUAUGUCUAUUUUAAUACUCUGCUAUGAAAGGAUCUGUGAAUAUGUGUAAAUAUGUUUAAUAAAUUUUAUUGGUCAUGUUUAAUCAUUGUAAACUUUCUUACAUUGCUUAAAGUUAAUCUUUUAAGCUUAAUAAUAGCCUUUGCACUUUUAAAAUAAAAAUUGAAUGCUCAAAUCAAAAUAAGAUACUUGGUAGUCAAAAAGUAAGUCAGGAAUAUUUCAGACCCUGAAAUCUUCCUGAAGAUUUUAUCAAUAUGUUGUAUUUUUCCUUGUAUCCAGAUGCAAAGUGUGUAAUUUGCAAAAUUUCAUAAUGGAAAUAAGAUUUGGUAUGCUUUUUAUAAUACAAUAAGGAGCAAUAUACUUAGAACAGUUUCUCCUAUGAUGUGAUGUAGAUUGGAUGUUUAGUAAAGCUGCAGACAAAACCUGCUGCUCAACCUGUGAAACAUUCAGAAAGGAAAAUUAAUCUAAAAACAUCGUAAGUAAAUAGGACAAACAUUUAUGAACCCUGCCACAAUAAUACUGGAUAUUUCCUAUUUUGAUUUUGAUAAGGAAAAAUUAAAAAAUAUGAAUUAAAUGGUUGAAAUUCAGCUCACUAGUUGGAAAUUCCAGCUAGUAAAAGAUAUUUGGCUUUUCAGUGCAAAGGUACAUAUUAAGCUUAGGGAUUUUUGAAUUUUUACAUCAAUUUAUAUUUUCAUUCUUACUGUACUGGCAUGCGCAAUAAAACAGCAGCACGUGAAAAAUACACAGUGCGAGGAUUUAAUGAAGGUGGACGUAGUGUCCUUAGAAAUGUAGAUGAAAGACCUUGGCCUUUUCACUGAAUUAAAUGGGGCCAGGAAGGCAGGGUAGACUUUGAAGCUCUGGUUUUUGUUGAAGUUACGUUUAUUAAGGCUGGGAACAUUGGAAGCUAAUUUAUAAAAGCAAUACUUUUUAAUACAAGAACAACUUAAUGCAAAGUUUGUUUAUUCUUUAUCCUAAAAAGGAAACUUGAUGAGCUCAUGUGGCAAAUUACAAAAAUGAAACAGGAUGAUUGAACGUUCAAGAGAGCAGGAGAAAAGUAAUCUGUGAAGCUUUCUUCGUUGUGAUUGUUCAGCCAGGGGGAGGUUUGGGAACGUGUCCUGACCAAGGGAAAGCAGUCUUGGGGGGGGGGUGCUUCACGGAAGCAGGGAGCAGCCAUGCAGCCCUCAGUCAGCCAGCCUUCCAGUCUACCCCAAGUGCUCGCUCUUUCCUGCUAGCUCAAAGGGCUGGGGCCUCUGUCAUGGUUCUGUUCCUAAACACUUGCUCUGUAGCCAGCAGGGUAGCUAAGUUACUGUGCUUCACAGGAAGUGUCAGUUAGUACAUAGUUUGGACUCCUGAUGCCAGACCUUCUGAAGGUCUGAAAUACUAGAGGGAAAAAUCUCAGAAUGGAGUAUAUGCCUAAAAAAAGAUUUGGGUUCUCAAAGAAAAAUAAGGAUGCUGAAUUUAAUCAGUGAUUCUUUUUAAACUAUUAAACAUCAUGAACAAGAUAUUAAAUUGUACCUAAGGAUUUGUAUUUCUUUAAGUCUUGUUCUAAAUCAUAUCUGUUUAAUAAAUGACUAGUUAAUAUUUGUGCAUGUUAUUUAAUAAAGAGUUAUAUUUUUAUAGAAAAAUAAGAGUGAAAUGUGUGCUAAGUGUUUUUUACAUAAUGUUCCACUCCUGUAUAAUUAAGAGAAACAACAGUGUUUACUUGGGCCUCCAGCAAGAUUGCAGAACUACUCAUCUUGUGAAAACAAUCCCAUUCCAGUCAACUGAUUAAAGAGAGGUCUCCUAAAUGCAUUGUUAGUAGGAGGCACGAUGCACAAUCCCCAAAGCCCAUGCACCUCAUUUGAGUGGCACAUGGCAUCCAGUGGUCCAGGAAGCCCGGUGCAGGGCGAAACCUUUCCUUUCUUUUUCAGAAGGUUAGCAAUGUCUCUAACUCUACCUCUACUGCUCUCGCAUGUAAGUAAACUCCCAAAUCUUUACACAAAGGCUAUUGACUAGUUAAGGAAAACUUUUCACUGUUUAACAGAAAAGAAACACAAGCUUUUUCUUCACCAGUCAGAUGGUUCAUGCCUAAUAAUCCCAGCAUUUGGGAGACUGAGUCACUGCCAGAUUCAAUGGACCGUUGAGAGACUGUCUCAAAACAAUAAAUCAGUAAUAAAUGUUGCUGACACUUAAGACAGGAAGUCAAAAGAAAUAAUCUUAGGAGAUGUGUGUGAGGUUUAAUGGUUAAAAUUUCUUUUUGCUUGUUUUGUUUUUGAGACGGGCUCUCAAUAUGUAUCCUUGGCCGUCCUGGUUCUUGCUCUGUAGACCAUGUUAACCUCAUACUCAGAGAUGCGCCUCCCUCUGCCUCCCAAGUGCCAGGGUUAAAGGUGUGUGCCACCACGCCCAGCUAGCGGUUCUUGUAAUCCAUUAUCUUGGUGGCUUUUUGGAAGUCUUGUAUGUACUUAAGAGGGAGUUUAAGACCCCACAGAGAUAGUCACCAGAAGCUGUUCAAUCAUGAAAACUAGGGUUCAUAGAGAAACUCAGCCACAUAAAUUAAACAAUCCCAUUAACUCAAACUGCCCUAACUAUAGAAUUUUAAGUAUUAGCACAAAAGUAGCAAGUACAGCUGGAAGGUCGGCCGGGUCGCUCCCAUGAGUAAAUGUGCACAGUAUUGACAGUAAUACAGGUCUGACCCUGAGGCCAGAGGAAAGUCUGCUGAUGCUGGGGUCAGUGUUCCUUCAUGCAAACUAAGAAAGCACAUACGCUGUGGUUUUUAAAAUACAUUUUUAGAAAGUGGUUACUCUAUCCACAUCUUCAACUAGCACCAGACAAAAAGCCUUUAUGUAGCUAAUGCCCCUCGGUUUUUUAGAAUGACGUUGCGUACCUAGGAUAGGUUCACAGACCGUCCACCCACUUUCAGAUCUGUAUUUGUCUGUAGUUUUUCUAAAAAGAAAAAAAAAAUGGGUAUGAUUUAAAUCUAAUUUUUUAAACAACCCAGACCUAAGUAAGCAGUUUGAUAGCUCCUUGUUCCAAGUACCCAAAUGAACACAAAGUCUUCUUCACCCUAGAAAGACCCUCAUGCCUCCCCAGAGGUAGCCAUCGAGCUGCUUGCCUUCACUCUGCGUUAGUCCUACCUGGUCCCAAACUUCGUAGAAGUGAACUCAUGUAGCAUAUACCUUGUGUCUGCCUUCCUUAAGCAGAUUUUGGAAUCCAUGUGUGUUUCGUAUAUCAGUAACGUAGUAAUUUUUACAAAUAGUGUAACUGUACAAGUGUGUUCUCCUUGUUCUUAGUGUUUGGAUUGUUUACAGUUGGGAUAUUGUGAAUAAACCUAUGGACAUGGAAACCUUAA